AUGACGGCCAAGAUGGAGACACCUUUCUACCACGACGACUCUCCCGCUGUCUCCGGCUACAGCCACAUCGCUGAGUACGAGCGUUACCCAGGAAACAAGAUGCUGAUGAGUAAGAAGGCCAUGUCAGUGGUGGGCAGUCAUCACUUCCCUGGUGGUGGCGCCGCAGGAGGGAGGGGCGGGAACCCCAGCAACUUGGGGCUUGGCGGGAACAGCUCCCUGAUGUCGUCUGCUGCUUCGGCAGCGUCUCCGGGGGACAUGAACCUACUGAAGCUGGCGUCGCCCGAUCUGGAGCACCUGAUCAUUCAGACCAAUCAGGGACUGGUCACAACCAGCCCUGUGUCCAACUCCACCAACCCCUUCAUUUACCGCAACCAGGCCACCAACGAGCAAGAAGGAUUCGCCGAUGGCUUCGUCAAAGCACUGGCUGACCUUCACAAGCAGAACCAGCUGGUCGGAGGCGGCCCCAUGUCCCCGUCCUCGUCCUGCUCUGUUUCCCUGCAGGCAUCCUACCAGAGGAACCUGAUGUCCACCGCUGACCUGCCCGUUUACACCAACCUCAGCAGCUACAACCAGGGCCAGAUGCCUUAUUCUGGAGGCCAGAUAGCGUACUGUGGCGGGUCAGGACACGGUGGACCACCUCAGCCUCACACCCGAGGCAUGGAUGCCCCUCAGACAGUCCCUGAGGUGCCUCACCCAUCAGGUGACCCCAUGUCCCCUCCAUCCCUCUCCCCGAUUGACCUAGAGACGCAGGAGCGAAUCAAAGCUGAACGCAAGAAGCUCCGCAACCGCAUCGCUGCGUCUAAGUGCCGCAAGAGAAAGCUGGAGCGGAUAUCGCGGCUGGAGGAGAAGGUGAAGGUCCUGAAGACCCAGAACUCAGACCUGGCCUCCACCGCCUCCAUGUUGAGGGAGCAGGUCACUCAGCUCAAACAGAAGGUCAUGAGUCACAUCACCAAUGGCUGCCAGAUCACUGUCGGCUCCGCUGCCGCCACCAGGUCUGGAGGUGGAGGAGGAGGGACGGGCAGCGAGGACUCCAGCUGCUGAGGAAGACGGACACAGGGGGAAUUAAGUUUCACUCGUGCUCUUGGUCAGAGCGAGCAGACAGCGAGCAGCUCGGCGUCACCGGACAAGAGGACGUUUGAGGGAUUUAUGCUGCCUGACGGUCCCGCUAAAAGCACUGUCAAUCAUGGAGCCAGAGGAGGCAGAGCUUGGA
Molecule: messenger RNA, 1210 nt
Organism: Paralichthys olivaceus (Japanese flounder)
Lineage: Eukaryota; Metazoa; Chordata; Actinopteri; Pleuronectiformes; Paralichthyidae
Source: RefSeq, a predicted model, not a curated record